CGUCUCCACGCUGUCGCUCAGUCAGUGACGUGGAUUUUCAUUGAGGCAGUCAGUGCUGCCAAAAUACUGAUAUCAGCAGUAUCCUACAGCUUUUACCAGAAACUUUCUCCAUAUUUACCAGCUGGACUGCUCUUUUGCUUUGCGCCGUGUGUCACCGUUAUAUACUGUGUUGUCUCAGCGUUCGUAACAGGCGAGCAGCGCUUGUAAAACGGGUUUUCCUGGUCUCUGCUAGUUUAGUCACAAGUGUCUACUGUGUAAACUGCUGUUGCGUGUUUUAGUCAGAGGCUCCAGAAUGAGUAAAAACAGCAAAGUGUUGAACCUGAAGGAUAAAAUCAGCGGCAAUGAAGUGGACCUGAGCUUGUGUAACCUUACUGAGGUCCCCGUCAAAGAGCUGGCUUUAUUACCCAAAGCAACUGUUGUGGACUUGUCAUGCAACAACAUUACCUCCCUUCCUCCUGAGUUUUGCAGCCUGACCCACCUGGUGAAGGUGGAUCUGAGUAAAAACCAGCUGACCUGUCUGCCAGAUGACCUGGGGAACCUGGUCAGCCUUCAGCAUCUGGACCUUUACAACAACAAGCUGACUGCCCUGCCUAUCAGCUUCUCCCAGCUCAGGAGUCUGAAGUGGUUGGAUCUGAAGGACAACCCGCUGGAGCCUGGUCUGGCCAAGGCAGCAGGAGACUGUCUGGAUGAGAAGCAGUGCAAACAGUGUGCCUCUAAGGUUCUGGAGCAUAUGAGAGCCAUUCAGGAUGAGGUCGAUCGUGCAAGAGAGAAACGCCUCCUGAGGGAAAAAGAGCUGGAGAAAAAGAGGGAGGCAAAGCAGAGGGAGCGGGAGGCCAGAGAGAAGGAGGCUCGUAAACGGGAGAAGGCAGAGGAGAAGGAAAAGAGGAGGAAAGAGUACAAGGCUCAGAUGGCAGCCCUGGCUGCACAGGAACAACAGCAGAAGAAGAAGAGUGAGGACAAGAAGAAGAAGAAUGGACAAGCAACAGCAGAUAAAGUCGUUGUAGAGUCAGCACCUAAACCUCGGCGUUCUCUCGUUGGUCUGGUGUUCAAGCUCCUCCUCCUGCUGCUGCUGGGAUUAGUCGGAGUUGCCGCUGCCUGCCAGCUGGCCGACCUGCAGAAGGAAGCCAUGUGCGUGCCAAUCCGCGCUGCUAUGAAUGAUGGCCUGUCCUGGGCCAAAAAGCAGGAGGAUGUGAUCAGACAACUGGUGCAGAAUCUGUCAUCUGUGCCAACAAGGAUCUCAUCUUUGGACUCCAUGUCCUGCACUGUGACCAGCACCAGGAGCUGGUUUGGGUUUCACUGCAUGACAUGGAGCACAGGUUACAUCAGUGAAAUAUCAGGGUGCCCUGUCUGUGCUGCACUGGAGUGUCGAGGCAGAGAGCCUCCAGUCCUACUGGGAGUGCUGGUGUUAGGGCCCUUCAUCUAUGCCAGAGGCCCUCAGCUGCAGCCCAGGAUGGACAUGGUCAACACUCCACAGGAGCCGGUGAAGCUGUGA
This is a messenger RNA of Monopterus albus (swamp eel), 1492 nucleotides long. It is a transcript of the gene lrrc59, whose product is annotated as leucine rich repeat containing 59. Gene Ontology annotation, cellular component: cytoplasm. Bases 293 to 1492 code for a protein of 399 amino acids. The transcript has 9 exons. Lineage: Eukaryota; Metazoa; Chordata; Actinopteri; Synbranchiformes; Synbranchidae. The record is from RefSeq and is a predicted model, not a curated record. Gene Ontology annotation, molecular function: protein binding.